This is a messenger RNA of Oppia nitens, 1246 nucleotides long. Its product is annotated as serine protease HTRA3-like. The transcript has 4 exons. The record is from RefSeq and is a predicted model, not a curated record. The coding region runs from base 20 to 1246 and encodes 408 amino acids. NCBI's taxonomy places the organism in Eukaryota, Metazoa, Arthropoda, Arachnida, Sarcoptiformes, Oppiidae.
UGUACAAUUUAAAAAAAUAAUGUCAAAAAUUAUAUUGCAAUCAUAUAAACACAGAUCAUCAGUACUAUACAUACCAUCGGUGGCGACAGCGUUAAUGAUAAUGGCAUACAAUUGGCAGACAAACCGUUAUCUACGACAACAACAACAAUGGUUUUACAGAUCAAGUAGUAGUAGUUUGUCAUCCGAUAGGUGGCCGCUAAGAUCGGCUAAACUAUUGUCGCCGGACAUUGACAUCGACUACAUUAGUAAGCGAUGUCUGGACAGUGUAUGUCUGUGUGUACCCGAAACCUAUUAUCGUCAUCCGCGGGACAAAUCUGUACGAUUUGGUAGCGGAUUUCGUGUCCGCGACGUCAGCGAAGUUCUGGUUGUGACCAACUGUCAUGUGGUCAGCGGUUGCAACACAAUACUGGUACAUAUGUGCUACAAUGGACGCCAGUGCGGUAUGUAUGGCCGGGCGGCUUAUGUAGAGCCGCACAUCGAUAUGGCACUAAUCAGGUUUGCGUGGCCACCAGUGGACAAUAACUGGCAACCGAUACCGUUGGCCACUACUCAUGGACGACCGCCAAUUGGCGAACCGAUUGUUGCAUUGGGAGCGUUCAGUACAUUCAUCACUUGCAGCCACAAUGGCAUUAUCACUGCCGAUCAGAUCACGCUAGAUAUGGCCGACUUUCAGCGGGUAAUCAAUCCCAUAACCACUGAUUCCGAGUAUCGGCCAAUGGUUAUGCACUCGUCAAGUGUAAUAUCGGGUUUUUCUGGCGGUCCAUUGGUCAACGCCGACGGUAAUGUGGUAGCCUUAAACGCUAUGCGCAGCGGUUAUGGCCGCAACUAUGGCCAAUCUGUCGAUGAAGUUAUCGAGUUUAUCGAAAGAGCAAAACUAUACGACAAUCGGGUAUUUCCGUGGCAACAGACCUACCGGGAGAUCAAGUAUUCAUUGGCUCCGGCCGUCAAACUCGGUGUCGUCCUAUCGAAAGAAGACGACAUAUUUACCGUCGAGGAUAUACUCAACGACUCCCGGUGCCGUGAACUACAGAACAAGUAUAUAUUGGGUAUCAAUGAACAGCCGCUGAUAACUAUACGCCAAUUGACUGACGCACUCAACCAACUUACCGGUGCUGAUGGGGAUGAUGUGGAUGAUAAUCAUAGACAAAAAUUGACACUGUAUACUAUGGAUGGUAUCAGUGCUGAUGAUAUGGACAGUUAUGAGGCCAGUGCCCGGCUUUAUACAGAACUUCCGCUUGUAUUUUAA